GAGUAUUUGAAGAACGGGAAUAUUUCAUUUGAAAUUCAUUUCCAAAUUAAUUCCUGUGCUUCAAAUACUCAAUAACACCCGGAAAUUGGCCAACACAUGAUGUUAAUCUCCUAAAAAGAACCUUAUCAGCAGUGUGACAAAACAUUUACACACACUCCUGUGCAGGCCCAUCUGAGGAAUCACAGUGCGCCACAUAUGUGUCAGAACUGUGGGAAUGUUUCUGCUCUUAUAUGACAUGAAAAAGCACAUGUCACAGUAGAGUGAUGCCUUUUCAGUGUGGUGAUGUGGGAACAAAUGUACAGACUCAUCUGCCCUUCAUAGACACAUGAAGAAUCACAGUGACGCCAAGCCUGACAUGGAAUCAAGCCCUAAAAUGUCCUGAAUAUAGGAAAGAAUUAUUAUAAUCACACCUUAAGUCACACACUUAAGGAAUACUUGCUGUGAAAGCAUAUCUAGAAACAGGAUCUGUAGAAUCUCUCCAGUUACUAACACAGAUUUUUGAUGAAGUGCUUGUGAUAAAAAACAUUACACCAACAUCUAUCAGGCUGAAACAAAAGGAAUCAGGCCUCUAGUAUUAUGUGUUGUGUUAACUUUAUUGGUUUAAUAACAAACCUGGUCAGAUCCUAGCACAAAAAAGGAUGUUACAUGUUACAAUAAUGUUGCAUCCCCUAGGUAUGUAUUUAUGUGCAGAGAUUAUGACUAAAGUGUGUAUUUUCUUGUAAACUUAUCCAGAAAUGGGAACUGAAUAUUGCUAAAAGCGGCGUAAAACCAAACUCACUCAGUCAGUCAGCCAGUAUGAUUCCAAACCGAGGGUCAUUAUUCCUUUUGUUCAUUUGCAUAUUUUGAGUGUUUCAUUGGAGUGUUUCAACUGUGACACAGACUGUGAUAUCAUUCCCUCUGAUCACAGUGUAUCAUAAAUCAACCCAAAGUCAUUAUUGCUAGUAUUUUUAUAAAACAUCAAUGUUAAAGUCAAAGUAAACACUUUUUUUCAAGUAAGUAAUGAUGCUACUUCAGUGUGACGUGUUCACUUUCUAAAAGGAAAGUUGACUAUAUCAUGAGCAUUUGUUUUAUGAAAAUCUAUGAAAUGGUGAUUAUAACAAGUUUUCGACAAAAGGUGAGUACAGUCAGACCCUGGAUACCCGGACCCCAAGUAUCCGGAAACUUCGCCUUCCAGUCAGUUUUCAUAAAUAAACAAUCUCGUACGUUAUAACAGUGACUGUAACAGAUAUGCGGUUUCCGUUCCCGGCUAGUAAAUUUUACAAACCAACUGGCUAAAUCAACACAGAAUUGACUCACUUAUCCACAUGAAGCUUUGACCUUCCGCUGACCGUGUGAAGUGAAGCGUGAGUGUUCCACGUGUCUUGACAUGAGACAAGGUCUGCUAAUCCGGAUUAAUGACCGAUCAACUUGGUUUUGGUGGUGAUUAGUAGGCCUCUCUGACACAGAGUGAAUUGUAAUUGGCAAAUCAAAACGACCAUGCUGUUUUGGAAAUGAUUUUAAAGCAGACGUGUAUGCUCGCUACCGUUUCAACACCUAAGCCUGGAUGACAGAAAUCCAGAUAUUUGGAUAUUCAGUUAUCCAGCAGAUUUACGCAAAAAAGAAUGUGUCUGGAUAUCAAGGGUGUCACUGUAUAUCUUUUUCCACUGAUGGCAGCCAUCACAGACGUAUACAAAGACAAGUCCAUUGAUCACCUGAACUAGCACGGGAACUUAGGGUGCAGGUCAGAACAAGGAUUAGCAGUAGACAUCAUUUUUGUCACUGAGGGGGGCAAAUUUGGAAAUGUUCUAACUGGACCAGUGUUUCUAUUAUAUCUCACUAUGGCUUGUCGUGAUCCACAAACCAUCUUUAUCAUUGUGAAGAGCAUAACAUCCACAAUCUGAUGAUGGACGUGCAAGUUCAACAGCAGAAUCAUGGCUCUGUUACUGAAACACAUGUGAGAGACUGUGAGAGAGCAUUGCUAGAAACAAGUGAUGUCAAAAAAGAGCCUGUUACUGACUCAGGUGGAAACAUUGACAGUGAGAGAGAAUUGCUGGACAUAGGGGAAUUGCUGAAAGGGGACCUGAAACAAGAACCUGUUACUGAUACAGGUGCAAACACUGACUGUGAGAGAGAAUUGCUGGAAAUAGAUGACCUGAAACAAGAACCUGUUACUGAUAUAGGAGCAAACACUGACUGUGAGAGAGAAUUACUUGAAACAAGUGAUGUUAAAAAAGAGCCUGUUACUGACUCAGGUGGUCUCAAGAAACAUUCUGUUUCUGACACAGGUGGAAACACUGAUUGUGAGAGAGAAUUGCUGGACAUAGGGUACCUGAAACAAGAACCUGUUACUGACUCAGGUGGUCUCAAGAAACAUUCUGUUACUGAUGUAGGUGGAAACAUUGACUGUGAGAGAACACUGAUGCUGGUAACAGAUGAUGCUGAGAAAAGAAAAGCCUGUGAGGUUCCAUCAAGGAAUCGCCAUAAGUGUGGUGAAUAUGGGAAAGCGUUUCGACGUUCAUGUGACCUGAACACUCAUUUGAGGAUUCACACUGGAGAGAAGCCUUAUAAAUGUACUAAAUGUGGGAAAACUUUUACACAACCAUGUCACUUGAAGUCACACAUAACCAGUGACAGUACAAUCAAGCCUUAUGAAUGCAGUGUGUGUGAUAAAAGGUAUAAACUUCCGGGUGAUCUCCGGACACACAUGAGGGUUCACAGUGGAAUCAAGCCCUAUCAGUGUGGUGAGUGUGAGAACACGUUUACAAAUGCAACUGCCCUUCGCAUUCAUUUAAGGAUUCACAGUGGAAUAAAGCCUUAUGAGUGCACUGAAUGUGGGAAACAGUUCACACAAUCAUAUAACCUGACAAGACACAUGUUAACUCACAGUGGAAUCAAGCCAUAUCAGUGUGGUGAGUGUGAGAAAACGUUUACAAGUUCAACUGCACUACACGUUCAUUCAAGGAUUCACAGUGGAAUCAAGCCUUAUGAGUGCGCUGAAUGUGGGAAACAAUUCUCUCAGUCAAGUACCCUGACGAGACACAUGUUGACACAUACGGGAAUGAAGCCUUAUGAGUGUGGUGAGUGUGAGAAAACAUUUCUACUAAAGGAUGCACUGCAGGCUCAUUUAAAUACUCACAGUAAAAUCAAGCAUUUCAAGUGUGGGGAAUGUGGGAAAGAGUUAAAGCAGUUAUCUACCUUGCAGAAACACAUGAAGAUUCACAAUAGAAGGGUCACAGUGGAGGUUCCAUUAAGGCAUCGUCAUAAGUGUGGUGAAUGUGGGAAAACGUUUCCUCGUUCAUUUAACCUGAAAAGUCAUUUGAGGAUUCACACUGGAGAGAAGCCUUAUAAAUGUACUAAAUGUGGGAAAAAGUUUACACAACCAUGUCAUUUGAAGUCACACAUAACAAGUCACAGUGCAGUGAAGCCUUAUGAAUGCACUGUGUGUGAUAAAAGGUAUAAACUUCUAUGUCAUCUCCAGACACACAUGAGGGUUCACACUGGAAUCAAACCUUUUCAGUGUGGUGAGUGUAAGAAAAGAUUUAUGUAUUCAAGUAACCUGCUCGUUCAUUCAAGGAUUCACAGUGAAAUCAAGCCUUAUAAGUGCUCUGAAUGUGGAAAACAAUUCACACAAUCAAGUAACCUGACGAGACACAUAUUGAUUCACAGUGGAAUCAAGCCUUAUGAGUGCACUGAAUGUGGGAAACAGUUCACAAAAUCAUAUAACCUGACGAGACACAUGUUGACUCACAGCAGGAAAUAGUAGUCAUAGUAGAAAGGUUACAGUGGAGUGAGGCCUUUUCUGUGUGGCGAAGGUGAGAAACAAUUUACACUCUCGUCGAAUUUGCUGAGACACAUGAGGUGCCACUGUGGAAUCAAGCCAUAUCAGUAUGCUGAAUGUGGGAAAGAGUUUACACAAUCAAGUAAACUGACAUUAGGAGUCAAAGUAGAAUCCUACCUUAUCAGGUUAGUGAGUGCGAGGAAACAUUAACACUCAUGUGUCCUACAGGCCCAUCUGAGUCUAACCACAUGUGUCAGG
Messenger RNA from Haliotis rubra (blacklip abalone), 4015 nucleotides. Its product is annotated as zinc finger protein 883-like. The record is from RefSeq and is a predicted model, not a curated record. Gene Ontology annotation, biological process: regulation of transcription by RNA polymerase II. Gene Ontology annotation, molecular function: RNA polymerase II cis-regulatory region sequence-specific DNA binding; DNA-binding transcription activator activity, RNA polymerase II-specific. Gene Ontology annotation, cellular component: nucleus. The transcript is spliced from 2 exons. Lineage: Eukaryota; Metazoa; Mollusca; Gastropoda; Lepetellida; Haliotidae. Bases 1880 to 3739 code for a protein of 619 amino acids.